UGCAGUUUAUCUCUUAUACCAAACCUGUGCCUGUCUGCGCUUCAAUGUCACGUUUUCGGUUUUCCUACAUUUGAAUAUGAAGAUGAGCUGCUUUUUUGACGAAACUGAACGAUGAUACCUUGUCUAUUGAGCUCAAGAACGGAACUGCUGUUCAGGGCACCAUCAGGUUUCUUCCUCAGCUUUAAUUGUACUGACUCUUCAUAACCGGCGUUCUGCUUGCUGCGGAAAAAAACCAAAUAGUUCGUCUGUUAGUAGUACAGAUGUUCAGGAGCAACAAUAUUGUCACCAGAAUUUUUGAGCGUCAGAUUUGCACACCUGCUCCCGGAACAAGCAUCCAUUAUGCUAGGCGUUUUUACGAGAAUCUAGUUCCAAGUUAUACCAUAUAUGAAGUUGAGUGUCCGGACCAUUCAUUUCGCAAGUUUACUGAUGAUGGUCAGUACCUAAUAAGUUUCAGCCGAAAUCAUCAAGAUGUGAUUGUCUAUAGACCAAAAUGGCUAUCAUUUUCAUGCAAAGAAGAAGAUUGUGAUAAUCAUGAUCUUCCCGCAAAAGCAAAGAGGUUUGACAGCUUCUUCACCCAACUAUAUUGUGUAUCACUUGCUUCCAGCAAUGAGCUUAUUUGCAAAGACUUCUUCCUGUACAUGGAGAGUAAUCAAUUUGGACUGUUUGCAACUUCAACUGCACAAAUUCCUGAUGCACCUGCAACUGGAGGAGCUAUUCAGGGACUCCCAUUGAUAGAGAGGAUGACUUUCUACCUUUUGAAAUUGGAAGAUGGGGUAAUACUUGAUGAGAAGGUGUUCUGCAAUGACUUUAUUAAUUUAGCCCAUAGCAUGGGUGUCUUCUUGUAUGAUGAUUUAUUGGCUAUUGUAUCCCUUCGUUAUCAAGCGAUACACAUUCUCCAAAUCAGGGAAUCUGGCAAUCUAGUAGAUGUGCGGACGAUUGGGGCAUUUUGUCGUGAAGAUGAUGAACUUUUUCUCAGUUCCUAUGCCCAGGUGACGGCAGUAAAUCUGUUGCCCACAAAUCAGUUGCCUGUGAAUCGUGUUGAUGGCAAUGUGCAUCAUAAUCAGCUUAUUUCAGACGGUUCAUUCUUAAGUGGCAUUAAACAGCGCUUACUUUCAUUCAUAUUCCAAGAAAUAUGGAGUGCAGAAACAGACCCAAUCCUGAGAGUCCAAUGUUUGAGGAAGCUGUUCUAUUUCCACUUUCAAGAUUACGUUGACUUGAUUAUUUGGAAGGUACAAUUUUUGGACCGACAUCACUUACUUAUCAAGUUUGGUAGUACGGAUGGUGGGGUAUCACGAAAUGCUGAUCAUUAUCCUGCAUUCUUUGCUGUGUAUAACAUGGAGACAACUGAAAUUAUUGCAUUUUAUAAGGCUUCAGCAGAUGACCUCUAUUUCUUGUUCGAGCAGUUUUGCGACCACUUCCAUGCAACAUCGAGGAAUUCAUAUAUGAAUUUUAUAUCAUCUCACUCGAACAAUAUUUAUGCUCUUGAGCAACUAAGGAGCAUAAAAAAUAAAUUUAGCAGCUUUUCCCAGUUUGUGAAGAAGAUGCUGGCCUCUUUGCCUUUCAGUUGUCAGUCACAGAGUCCUUCUCCCUAUUUUGACCAAUAUCUCUUUCGAUUUGACGAAAAGCUGAUUUCUGCAACUGAUCGGCCUAGACAGUCCACAGACCAUCCAAUCAAAUUCAUUUUGAGAAGGAAACCAUAUUCUCUCAAAUUUAAGAUUAAACCAGGUCCUGAAGCUGGUACAGUAGAUGGUCAGACAAAAAGGAUUUCUUCAUUCCUCUUCCAUCCAAUUUUGCCUUUUGCUCUAUCCAUUCAGCAGACUUUGUUCUUGCCGCCAUCAGUCAUGAAUAUUCACUUCCGCAGAUGAUCACGGUUGUUUUUGACUGCCUAUCAACAAUUCUUAUAAGCCUUCGGCUGGACCAGAGGUCGAUUUUAAAAUGGCAUAUCUAUAAGUUGCUAUCAUAAAAAUAUGGGCAGCCAUUGCUUGUAUGGCUUCUGCAGCAUUUUGUCCUCCUUUACUCCUAAAGAUUGCCCAAGUGAGUCUGAAGGUUUCACAAUUGCUGCAGGUUAAGCCAGCAUUUCCACCAAAUGUAAAUUUAAUAGUUGUCUGAAUUCAACAUUUUGCUUAAAGGAGCCCCAUGUGGUGGCAGAACUGAUUUGCGUGGGAGGCAUGCGAGGCUAGCUUCUCAUCUGUUCUCACUUUUUUUUUUUCUGGGUUCCUUCUCAUCCAGUUACAUGAGAGAAUUGCCACUAGAAGCCUGGAACAAAUUCCUGAAAAUGGGAGAUCUUCUGAUGAGCCUUGUAAUCCACAGUUUUGUAAUGUGGGUAUUUUACGGCAAAGUUCAUUCUCUCACUGUUUUUUAUUUUUUUUAAUGCAUAUGUACUUGUUUGUUUGAUUAAUUAAAAGAAACCUGGU
Malania oleifera is the source of this 2414-nucleotide messenger RNA. RefSeq names its product light-mediated development protein DET1. Gene Ontology annotation, cellular component: cullin-RING ubiquitin ligase complex; nucleus. Gene Ontology annotation, biological process: carbohydrate metabolic process; positive regulation of proteasomal ubiquitin-dependent protein catabolic process; protein ubiquitination. Gene Ontology annotation, molecular function: ubiquitin protein ligase binding; ubiquitin-like ligase-substrate adaptor activity. The transcript has 12 exons. Bases 261 to 1865 code for a protein of 534 amino acids. The record is from RefSeq and is a predicted model, not a curated record. NCBI's taxonomy places the organism in Eukaryota, Viridiplantae, Streptophyta, Magnoliopsida, Santalales, Ximeniaceae.